This is a messenger RNA of Diprion similis, 3306 nucleotides long. RefSeq names its product ankyrin repeat domain-containing protein 27-like. Gene Ontology annotation, biological process: neuron projection morphogenesis; early endosome to late endosome transport. The transcript has a single exon. NCBI's taxonomy places the organism in Eukaryota, Metazoa, Arthropoda, Insecta, Hymenoptera, Diprionidae. Bases 167 to 2986 code for a protein of 939 amino acids. The record is from RefSeq and is a predicted model, not a curated record. Gene Ontology annotation, molecular function: guanyl-nucleotide exchange factor activity; SNARE binding. Gene Ontology annotation, cellular component: plasma membrane; tubular endosome; late endosome.
AAGUCGUCGAUAAGUAUUCGUUGACAGCGUCGAAGGCAGAAAAGUUACAAUAACAAUUAUUUAUAAUCGAAAGAGAUAAAACGCCAUGAAAGAAAUGCGUGAAGCAGAGUCAAUACUUUUGUCGAAAAGUGUACGCAUCCGAAUAAGAAUAAAAUAAAUUUCAUUAAUGUGCCGUUGUGUAGUAACCUUAUUUUCGCACUUUUUUGGCAUUCCCGUGCCUCUAGGCCUUUGGCGUCGAUAUAAACCUCGACGUAAAUCGAAUAAAUGUCGUAUCAAGAAAUUCUUCCCGUAUUCAUUGUACAAUAGUAAUUUAUAUUUCUUUGAAAAUCCAGACAACUCAUUAUCACCGACAACAAAUGCAUGGGAUCAUAUGAAAGAUAUGGAAUCAAGCUACGACGAGGAUCUGAACGUGAAUAUAUUUUUUCAACAAUUGCAGCGUGAUUACGGGAGCGUUUUUGAAAAGGCGGUAAACGAGGGUUGGGUGAUAUGCGUUCCCCGUUCAGGCAGCUUUUCCCGAGGCUCUCUCCUGGCCGACGACUUCCUCGGUCACAUUUUGGUACCCAGCGAGGAGCUGCCCGCUACUCACUUCCGAACAUUAACUGGAAAGGAAGUGAGGCUAUGCAACAGGGUCCUGACUGCAGAUUACGAUAUCGCAAAGCCAUGCACAGCGCAUAUAUUAUUCGAGGAAACCUUCUAUACCGAAGAUUCACAGAAGUAUCGAAUAUGGUGCGUUGAGCGAAUUCUGGAGCGAGGUUCUGUCGCUUCGUACGAAUCGCUGCCCACCCUGACCAAUCUCAGAGAGUGCGUAGAUUUUCUCUGGACAGAGAUAUUGAACAAGCAGGUACUCGAAGAGCUUGAUAACGUGGUGAAAGAAUUUCAACAAACUGACGAGGAGCAUCUGGAAGACAAACCGUUGCAAACUCAGCGUGAUCUUGUUGCUGGUUUGUAUGCCAAAAGUCUUGGCAUCGUUCUUAGGGACUCGAGACUAAGGGAAAAAACAACUGCCAGUAGGCAUUUUCUUAACGCUAUAAAAGUUGCGGUGGAAACGUAUGUUCUCUACGGCUUGAAGAACCUUUUACCAAAAUCCGUGUCGGCUUGUACCGCUUUCGAUGACGCGUGUCUUAAUAAAACGAUUAAAAACCUGCACGAAUUGCAACUACGGGACCUGGGCGUCAGAUCUGAUCUUUACGGUGGCGCAGUUAGGGGUAAAUUGGAGCUGGCCAGGCUCGAUGGUUUUGCAACAGUUUUGGGAAAAAUAGGCUGCCUUAAACGCGCCGUUCACUUUGCAUCGCAAGGUGAGAGUUCAGUUUCAUCAGAUGAUUUGCUUCCAGUUCUUAUAUUCUUGGUGAUAAGAGCGGGUCUGCCUAAUUGGAUAGCUCAGCUAACUUUUAUAAAACAGUUUAGGUUUUCAUCGACCUCAGAAUAUGAAACUGACGAAGCUGGUUUUUUGGUUACUUCUCUUGAGGCAGCCGUUGAGCAUAUCAGAUCUGGGGUGCUGACAGGAUCUGUUCACCCUGAAGCAGAUGGUACAUAUGAAUAUGUAUCUGGUGAAGACGAGCUGGAAGCAAACAAAGUGGAUGAAAUAUCAAUCAGUCAUUUUUUUGACCAAGUAAAACACGGCAAUACGUUGGAAGUUGAAACGAUACUGUGUAAGAAAACUAUGGCUAAAAUUAGACCACCAAAUGUCAAGCUAUGCCAUCCUUUAUGCUGCUGUGAAUCGUGCGAAAAAAGUUUGGCCAGGGACGCACGGUUCAGUUUACCUACCGUUAAUUCCAGGGAUGAUAGAGGACUAACGGCCCUGCAUAUCGCCGCUUUGUAUGGUCAGGCAAACAUGGUGGACUUACUUAUAAGUCACGGAAGUAAUGUUGAUGAGGUCGAUGCGGAUGGCACUACUGCUUUGCACUGUUCAGCAGCCAGAGGACACCAGAAUACUUUGCUGUUAUUACUCCAUGCUGAUGCCGACCCGAGAAUCACAGAUGCCCACGGGAACACUGUCCUUCAUUUAGCAGCUGACAAUGGUCACGAAGCCUGUGUCAAGGCUUUGUUAUACUUUUCGGAGCACACUAAGUGGCCGAUAGACCCAAAUUCAUCGAACAGUAAUGGAGACACGCCACUGCAUUACUCAUCAAAAUGGGGCUACACCGGAAUAGUGGAAAUCCUUCUGGAACACGGAGCGCAACCCAGAGCUGUUAAUAGAAGAGGCCAAACUCCAUUGGCACUAGCACACAGUACGGGCAUCUCCAAGUUAUUGGAAACUGCGGCGCACAGAGAGUUCUUUCCGAUGCCUCGCCUGGUGCCAAUCCAAUCUUCACCGACAAUGACCCAGAUGGUCAAAACUGAGAAGCAGUUCGAGCCACCUUACUCCACAGAGAGGCUUCGCAGAAUUGAAAGACUCUUGUCUGCAAUUUCGGUAGGUGAUCUUAGACUGGCGUACUACUAUCUCGGCUUAGAGGGACCUGAUCAGAAGCUUGUACAAACUGCAGCACCUGUAAUGUGCCACCCACUUUGUAAUUGCGAACAGUGUAGUUUGAUAGAAGAAGUUCCCGAGGAACAUCAGCGAAAGCCUGCCUUAGGAAUAAAUAGUCGCGGUGGUGAUGGCCAGACUGCUUUGCACGUUGCCAGCGCAACUGGUCGUGCAGAGUUUGUUCAAUUACUAUUAGAUGCAGGUGCAAAGCUUGGCUUCAAAACGAAGUCCGGAGGGCAGACCCCGAUGCAUUUGGCAUGUUUAAAUGGUCAACUUGCUGUAACCAAAAUACUUUUAAAUAGCGGAGAAUGCGAUGUUAAUGUUAAGGAUAAUUUUGGAGAUACUCCGCUUCAUUUAGCUUCCAGGACAGGCAAUGCAAAACUUGUCGAAUUGUUAGUUAGACAUGGAGCUAAUCCUAAGAUUCGUAAUUUGAAAGCCAUCACUGCGCUAGAAGAGGCUGAAGAAAAAGUUAUGGUCAGCAUAGCUAGAAUACUCAAUGAACAAGCUACUGUUACUACUUAAUCACUUGUCACAGCGUUUAUAAUAAUUACGUACUAAAUUCCUAGACUAUGCAUGUUGCCUAUAAAUGAACAGUACCAAUGUUUAUAUUAAUGCUUAAAAUUAGCAAAAUAAGUCACUAAAUAGACAUGGUCUCUGAGAGAACAAUAAUCGUUAUUAAGAUUUGUAUUAUUAUCAGUGUUUAACAUUUGUGAAUACAAUUCACUGAAGAAAAUGUUCCCACAGAUGAACUGGGAAAUUCCUUUUUUUUACAGUUAUUAGCCAUGAAUAUAUGUAAUGGAUGCAUACAUACCAAAAGUUCGUUAAAAAUUACAGAUUACAUA